AUGAGCUUGAAAGAAGUAUUCGAACAACAUCCAUGGAGGUCAUUUAAGAAGUUCAAUGAAGCAGCAAAAAGUUGGGGAUUUACUAACAGAGCUGAAGUGAAAAAGUUCUUUGACAAAAAUGUUGUACAUCAAACAAAAAUAAACCCUUACGACUACUUUUUACCAAUUUACUCCAACACUCCUGACGCAUACCAAUUUGACACUCUCAUUCAAAGCAGAAAAGGAGGACAUAAACCAUUCCUCAUCUUCAUUAAUGUUAACACUCGCAAAGCAUAUGCAUAUCCAAUGAAAAAUAAAGGAACUCGUGAAGUGUUAAGAGUUUUACAAAAGUUUGUAGCAGAACAU
This is a messenger RNA of Trichomonas vaginalis G3, 345 nucleotides long. RefSeq names its product integrase core domain containing protein family. The record is from RefSeq and is a predicted model, not a curated record. The transcript has a single exon. The annotation marks the transcript as partial. NCBI's taxonomy places the organism in Eukaryota, Parabasalia, Trichomonadida, Trichomonadidae.